UUAGAGUUAUGGCAGGUUCCUCAGAGACCGCUGAAGGGGACUUGGAAUGCGAUAUCUCAGGAGGGAAUGUCGAGACCUUUAUGGAGACACUCCAACUUGCUGGUCAGUUGCCAGCAGAUGAUGUCUUACAAACCCUCAAGUUGCUGGAAGUCAAAAUCCUAAAUAACAAGCUGGGAAUUACAGUAUACCAGAAGGUGACAGAUGUCAUUGUCAACUACCUGAGGACAAUGAAGCCAGAGGGAGAACUAGAGGAUAUGUGCACUGCGGUCCUACUGGCUCUGGGGUCCCACUUUCCAGGAAUGAUCGUCAUCAAGCUAUGGGACAAACUUCCUGUGCAGAAUGUGCCCCCAAGGAGCCUCCUGGUUGCAGUGGGGAAGCUCAGCCUCUGCCAGGGUACAGUCGCCUACAUUGGUGUCACAUGGGAAUAUAUCCUGCGCGUUCUAAGGAUGGCUCAAGAGGAGAAUGACAUGUUGGCACUAUGUCAUGUGCUCUACGGACUGGUCAUCAGUGCCCAGAAGCAUUUGGAGCUGGGCGCUGACGAUGAUGAAAUUAUGGGCAUCACAAAAGAGGCAGCAUCCAUCAAGGCCUACCACACCUUCCGGGUUUUCUUCAACCGUUGGUCCCUGAAGAACAAGGACAAGGUGACAGAACAAGUUCUGGUGAUAAUUGGCCACCUCUUCUCUCUCAUGCCUCCAUCCAAACUCAAGAACGAAGUGAAGCGGUUAACCCGAUGGUUAAUGACUUUGAAAUCCACAAAAGUGACACCAUUCUACAUUUCCCAGUGUAUUUGCCAACUUGUGGGUGCCCUGGCUCGCAGUGACUGCAGAGGAAUUAAUGUGGAAUCCCAGCUGGAAAACAUUACAGGCAUUCUGUUCAACCAGCUGAGUGAAGAAGUCAACAACUCAGAUCCUAACUCUGUAAAGAACCACAGCCUCACCCUGAAGGCUUUCCACAUCCUGACAAAGUUGUACAGCGAUCAGGUGGUAUUCUUAAUACGGAAGACCAUGGAAUCCAAGGACCCAGCCAAGGCAGUAUCAGCCCUUCAAGUGUUCAUGAGUGUGUUCGAGGAAGUGCCCCAGACAGAGAAACUGCAGAGAGAGGUGAUGCAUUCAACCAUUAUUGUGAUUCAGGACAACCUCAAACCAGUAUCCUUGCCCAAAUUGAUCACCUUGGUGUGUGAGCCCGGCAAUACCUUGGCCUUCGUGCCCCUGAGUAAGACGGCCACAGAAAUGGCGCUGAAGGCCCGGGCCCUGGGCCAGUUUCCCUACCUCAGCAGCUUUCACCUCAUGCCCACCCAGUUCAUCUCCCCACAGAAACUCCUGACCCAUCUUGUGAUGUUUUCCCGGAAGCCCUACAGAGAAAAAGAGUUUGGUACAAGCUCCCUAAGGCUACUACAUGCUCUGCAUCCGAUCACCUCCCUGCACCCCGUUAUCAACUCUAAUGUGGGCCAGCUCUGGAUGAAGGCAAUCCCCCAGAUGCUGCAGAUACUUGAUGAUCACACUGAGAAGAACCUGAGUCAGAAGAAGUGGGAUAGCACGCUGCUGCAGUUUUUGAAUCAGUCACUAGUGGCCAUCGAUGAUGACAACUGGCUGGAGCACCUCGUCAAAGUCGUCCUGGAGAGGAUACGUUAUUUCAGCGAUGAUGAGGCGGAAAAGGGUUUCCUAUAUAAAUUCUUUGGCUUCACCCUUCGGACAUCAAGGAGUAUAAAACUGGUGAAGAUAAUGAUCUCUUCUAUCCUACAAACUGCCCACGAGAAGCUGCAGGAAAGGAAGGAUCUGUUCAAGGAGACGCUGCAAUCCCUCCAAAGGCUAAUGGAGGCACUUAUUGUUGAAAUGCCCACUCGGAUCCAGAACUGCUUGGAGUUUCUGGACACAUGGCUUAACUCCCAGAAGGACAAUGAGCGUGAACGGGCCAUGUGGUGUGCUGCACGGAUUCUUGGCUUCACUGCAAAAAUGAAAAACUUCGAGAGGGAAAUCGAGUUCCCCCGCCUGGGGCGCUUGGUGAGGCUGCUGGCCUUACGCUGCCGGGACCCAGUGGAAAACAUCUGCUUCCUGUCUUCCCAGGCCGUGUACAACCUCUACUGUAUCCUCCUGCAGCAAAAGAAGAUGGAAAGGAAGCAUCAGGGCUUGUGGACAGAAGAAGAGGGCAAGCCUGGAGUCUAUAGUGCCAAUGUGUUCUACAACAACACCUCUGAGAUUGCCAAGGCAUUUGCAGAGUACUUCACCCAGAUCCAGCUCACCACCCUGGUGCUCACGGCCAUGGAGGGCCUGACAGACAGCAGGGCCAAGGUGUCUCUGGCUGCAGCCCAGCUGAUGGGUGCUGUAAUGGAAGAGCGGGGCCGAGAGAUGAUAAAGAUUGAGGAAAUUGUGGAGGGCAUCAUGGAACGGCUCAACAUGCAGCUGGAGCCCAGCACAAAGGAAGAGACCCUCCGGGCCAUGUGCUCGCUGGCGGGGAACAACACCCACAUUGUUGUGCCCAUGCUGCUCAACAGGCCCCUCCCUUGGGAUAGAACCAAUCUAGCCCUGUGGAAGUUGUUUGGCACCCGGCGGGAAACCACAAUCAAUGUCCUGCAGCUGCUCAUAGACAUCCUGGAAAAGCUCCGCUCCAGAGAGGAGACGACGGAGAUGGCCUCCCAGCCGGUGGCGGUGGCGUGUGCCUUGUGUGAGAUGCUAUCUGGGUCCCUGUGCCAGGAGGCCAUCCAGGAACUCUACCCACGGCUGUUGCUGGCUGUGCUGUGUCAUCUCUACUGGGUGAUUGAGCAAAAUGCUCCCCAGAAGAUGGUGGUCUUCAGCAAAGAUGGGUGGCAAGGCAACAAGGGCAAGCCUUUUGAUCCCACUAGUUGUGCGCUGGAGGUAGUGAAGUUGGUGCUAUUGGCAGCUGCAUAUGAGGGAGUGGUGGUCUAUGCAGAUCAGCAUCGCUGCUGGGAUCUUCUGUCUUGCCCCAAAUUUUACUACAUGGGGAUCAUGGAACUGACAAGUGGCCUUGUGAAGAACUGUAAACCAGCUGUUCUGCACCAGAUCCUAAACCUUGUCAGGAACCUCCUCUCUAGCGUCAAAGAUCGUCAGAAGAUCCUGGCCAGGGCCUUCUACGCACAGCUUCUCUGGCACCGAUCAGUGGCUGAGACUGUGGCGCAAGAUUUUCUGAGCCGUGUAAUCAAGUGGCUCAAGGACCCCAACCUCAUCAUGAAGGAAGUUGGGCUCCGUGGGAUCAGUAAUCUGGCCCUGCACCCGGGACAAUCAGAGUCUCUGAAGAGCCUGGUUCCAUUCUUGCUAAGCUGCCUGCAGAAUGAGGUACGAGUGACAGUUCAGGCAGUGAAGAGCCUGCGGAACAUCAUCUGCCACAGGCAGGGAGAGGAUACCAAGGUGGUCUUUGGCAGCAUCUCCAGGCAUCUGCGUCCACUCAUCAGUGAUGAGAGGGACCAAGUGAGGAUCUCAACCAUGUCUGCCCUGGGCCACAUGCUCUGUCAAGUUAACAAGUUCAAGCCUGGACCCGUCCUCCGCAGAGAGAUCUACAGUUUUUUAGUCCCACUGCUGCUCAACUUUCAGGACAACAACCCCGAGGUGGUCAAGGCCUGUGGAGGGGCCCUGACUGAGUGGACUAAGGUGAUUGGCUGGUCGUCGCUCACAAAGACAUUCCAGCAUACCACCCUCAGUGAUCACAUCCAGGUGUUGAAAGAAACGUGCAAUUACCUGGCAAGCACGUGUGAAAAACAGCUCCUGGGGGAGUUUCUGUCCCAGAGCUUUGACUUCCUGAAGAGGUCUCAGUCCUUCCAAAGGGCAGCUGCAGUCUAUUUCAUAGGAUUAAUAGUUAAGAAGAUAAACAUGAGUCACAUACAUGAGGAUGACGUCUGGCAGUUACAGAGUGCUCUUCGAAGUGUGAAGAAUGAUCCCGUGGAAUCUAUCCAGACUUUAGUCCAUACUACCCUGAAAAAUAUUGACCAUCUUGUUAACGCCAGGCCUGUCCGUACCUCCAGGCUAAGCCAGCUGAGCACUAAUUUCUUCAAAGUCUCUCCCAUAAAAACCCCAAAAAGAAAGAAGCGACUGUUUAAGAUUGUCAAACGAGAAAGAGGUGAUGACAAUCAGAAAAAGAAAGUCUGGAAUUGGCUCCGAGGCAUACAUUCACUGAACGACCAGCACAAAGGGAGUGUGAACAAUACUCCGCUUGAAAUAGGCAGCUUUCAUAAAAAGUCAACACAGUCACAAUCACAAAAGUCUGAAAGUUCCUCUGAAGAGACCGAGCCUGUCCAAAAACCAGUUUCUCCUAGAGUCACUAUUAACAUUUAGAGCUGGGGACAAACUCCUUUUCCAAUUGUUUAUCCAGAUGUCAGUGCUUCACUCCACAGUAGUCUCCCACACCUAUUGUCCAACUGGGUGGGCUACUUUGGAUUAGCCCAAGGCGGCAGUUUUGAUCUUAGAAGAUACAGUGUGUUUCUUCCUUUAUCUCCCUAAGGGAUUGUUGGCUAUUAGCAUAUACACUUGUCAAUAAAACUUAU
This is a messenger RNA of Rhinolophus ferrumequinum (greater horseshoe bat), 4492 nucleotides long. Its product is annotated as maestro heat-like repeat-containing protein family member 2A. Gene Ontology annotation, cellular component: cytoplasm. The transcript is spliced from 33 exons. The coding region runs from base 9 to 4283 and encodes 1424 amino acids. The record is from RefSeq and is a predicted model, not a curated record. Lineage: Eukaryota; Metazoa; Chordata; Mammalia; Chiroptera; Rhinolophidae.